This is a messenger RNA of Chiloscyllium plagiosum (whitespotted bambooshark), 9450 nucleotides long. RefSeq lists its product as uncharacterized. Lineage: Eukaryota; Metazoa; Chordata; Chondrichthyes; Orectolobiformes; Hemiscylliidae. The record is from RefSeq and is a predicted model, not a curated record.
GGGAGCGAGCCAAGUCCGGGAUCACCCAGGGUCGGUCGAGUGAGUCGCUCUUUCCCCAGGAGCAGCCCCUCCCGAGCGCGGGCACCUCACUGACUGACCUCCCGUCCACCGGAGCCCCCCAUGGACAGCUCGGAGGGGGCGAGCCCGCCGCAGAAAGGGCUCAGGAUGAGAAUCGGCCGCGUCUUCCAACGCAGCAAGUCGGCGGGUGACCAGGAGGGGGACCAGGAAACCCCUGGAGCCGGCGGCAGCGGCUGCAGUCAGGAGCCGGGCUGCCCUCCUGUCUCCCAAGUUGGCGGCGGGAGGAGGAGGAGGAGAAGUUGGGGUAGCUGGAGACGGAAGAAAAAGUCCAACGAGCCUUCGGUGCUAUCGACACCUCUGCUAGCCCCGCCGAGAAGCGACACAUCUCUCAAAACCAAUGACUGGAUGCUAGCUGAGGGAGUCAAGCAGAAUUCUGAAGUGGUAAACAACUAUGCCCACGCUACAGACAUUGUUCAAAAUACAAAGCUGGAAUCCCAAAGUCCUACAAGUCUGAAAAGUCCAACUGGAAAAUCUGCAAAGUUUCGUUUUCCAGGCCUCCAAAAGGCAGAAGAGGGCAAAAAGAAUCAGGUGCUGGACUAUCUGGAAGGAUUGUUUGGCUCCACUAGAAGAAAGAAUUCAAAAAAUGCAUCGCCAGCAUCUUUAAGCCAAAGCAAUUCCCUGGAGGAAGCUCCUCCCACAAGAAGCAACUUAAAUCAUACAGAGGAGACCACAACUGCAGGGGAAUCUCCUGAUUCAGCAACAUCAUCAAUUUGGCAAGACCACGGGAGUGAAGGAGUGACAGAGGCUAAAGAAGCAGUCCAAGAUCCAGCAGAGAUAUUAUUUGACUCCCCAGAAGUAAAGGACCUGUUACCAGCAGGUGGUAGUCCAGAGAAGUCAUCUCUGAGUUUACCCCCCAAAAUUGGGACAGCAAAUAAAAAUACCAUAAUAGUUGAUGUCAACCUGCAGAAAAUCAACAGUGAAAAACAAGCUGGACCUGAGUGUGCUGGAGAGCAAUUAGCUCCAAAUUAUGUCAGUAGUAAGCCAGAAAACGAAAUUGAAGGCAAUGUGUCAAAUGUAUGUGGAAGCACGUUGGUAAAUAAGGAGGAUACUUCAUUAUCUGAAAUCUGUGCAGAUGCAAGUUUGCUCUCAGAUGACAGAAGUGUUAAGGAAUGUGGGAUUGGUGAACUUGAUACACACUCUGAAAACAUAUCCCAGGUCACAAGACAACUAAAAGACACUCAAUUUGUAAAUAGUGACAGGCUCGCUGAAGGUGUAUGUGAUUGUGAAACCAUUGCUAACUGUACAGAUAUUCCAGCUAUAAAGGAAUGUGUUUUACCAAUUUCUGAGACUCUGAGGGUUGAACAGGUAGCUGAAAUUAUUGAAAUUGAUGUGCAUCCUCCCAAAAUUCAAGGAAAUUCAAAUAUAACCUUGUCAGAAGCAUCUGUUUCAUUACCCAUUAACAAUAUUAAUGUGAAACUGAACGUUUUAGAAAAAACUUUGAAAAAUGCAGAAACUGUUCAGUUGAACCAUUCUGUGCCUCAAGGAUUUAAACAUGAAACUGCAAAUUACAAUAUUCCUCAAAAAGUAUUGUGUGAUUCUACUUUGAAAAAGCAACAGAAUUCAUCCAAGAAUGACACAGUUACACUAGAUACUAAAAAAAGCCAAGCAGGGAUUGUUCCUCACAUUGGUGAAGGUGCAGAAACCUUACAUGACAAUGAACAAUUAGCAACAGGUAACCUGUUUAGAGAAAAUCAGAACGGUGUGGUGGAACCAGAAACAAAUAUUGAUAAAACAGUUUACGGCUCUCUUAAUGGCACAAUAAAUUUGAACAACACAACUGAAAAGUCAACUGCUUUGUUUUCAGAGUCUAUUGAAAUGGAUAAAAAAUCUCCUACAGAAACCAAACGAGGUAAAAGAAAGGGAAAGAAAAGAAGAUCUCUGAAAUCUGAUCAGCAGUCUGAUAAAGGUACUGGAAGUGCAGAUACCAGUACAUUUGAAGAGGAAGCGAAAGGAAUAGAUUCCAAUAAUCCCAACAAACAGUCCUCUGAUGCUUCCGCUAACGCCUCCUCUUCACCAAAGCAAAGUACUCCUUCUUUGGUUUCUCAUCAACCACCACCAAAAUCUUUUCCAACAAGUGGAGAAUCUGCACAAGACAUAACUAAGCUAGCUACAUCAAGGAAAAAGAACUCAAAACAGGUGCCUUGCAAUCCAGCUUCAGAUAACAAAGUCAAGUCUCCAGUAAAAGUUUCUUUGGAGAAGGCCCCAAAUACAGACAGUGGAUUCUGUGGUUCUGAAAAUGUCAUAUCAACAAGCAGCAUUCCUUCACAAUAUGGUCAAAAAGUUGAAAAACCUAUUGCUCCAGAAAACUCUGAUACUAACUUUGUUAUUGCAGAUAAUAGAGCUGUUGAAGGUUCUGCAAGUAAUGAGGAUUUCAUAUUUUCUUUACAAAGAGCAAAUACCAAUGAACUAGGGGAAGGAUUGGUUACUUUAAACUCUGCAGAUCAAAACAAUGCAAUUGCUUCAGUUAGCCAAAUAGGUAAUCAGCAAAACAUGGGAAGCUCUAGUUUGGCUGAGCACAAAGACAGUGCUGACCUGGGAAUAUUGAAAACUCCGGAAGUUAAUGACUUGGAAGGAACAAGUAUCAACCAUAAUACAAUUACCUCACAACUAUGUUCCACAGUCACUACCAGAAUAAGACUUCCGGCAACUGGAAAAGAAGAUAAAUCUGGCAAUUUGAACACUAUUAACCAACAAGGAGCCUGCACUGAAACUAGAACAGAGGAGGAAGAAACCAUUCGAAUUACUCUUCCUAAGAAACAAAAAGCUACAAGUCACCACCAAGUCGACUUUCUUGCCACCAAGGAUCUGCCUUUAGCUUCAACUGAGAGCAAAAAAUAUGUUGGUAGCCUAAAGAUACAACUAAACAAUAAAUCUGACAAAGAAGCAGAUGACAGUGCAACUAAUAUUGGCCAAAGUAAGUCACAGCCUCCUAAACAUCCUGAAGCAUCUGAUGGUCUCCAUGUAGAGGUGAGGCAGAAAGAAGGUAAAAUAUCAAAGGCGAUCUGUGUGAAUGAUAGUGACACAAAGCACAAAUCUGCAGAAGACCACGGAAACAAAGAAAUGAAUACCACAAGUGCCCCUAUUGAAAAGAGACUUUUAGAAAUGGUUCCCAAUGCACAAACUGAUAGAGCAGAUGACAGUGGCUCACCUGGAGUGGUCUCUUCAGAAUCAUGUGCAAACCCUGGUAUGAAUGAUCAAUCAUUUUCUAUGGAUAGGCUUACUUCUGGACUAUGUUCACAAAAAGUUGAUGCCCCCAAACAAGGUGCAGAAGAACACACGGCUGACCUUAUUGCCGCCACCCAUGACAUUGCCCUAUCCAUACCAUUGACUGGAGCUGAAUUGCAAAGUAGAGAAGUCAAAGUAAAGACUUUGUUACCAUUAAAUGUCCUGAUUUAUGAAACCAUAGAAUCUGAAAUUGAGAGUGUUUCCCCCAAUGAGCAAAAGACCAUCCAAGGCAAGGCAAAAAGUGAGCAUGUCCAGCCAGUUCAGCAAAGCUCACCCAUGGUAAACAAACAUGACAUUAACACAAUGCCACCACAUAAAGUUCAAACAUCUUCAACUCCGGUGCAUGAUAUCAAAGACAUGAAUGUGGUCCAAAAGUAUACAGCAGGUGAUGUAAUAGUUGAAACUACACAACAAAUUCCACCAAAACCUCAAUCUGGAGGGAUAAAUGAUGUAACUUCACUUGAAAGCACACAAAUAUCUGAAACUAUGGUUGAUGUUGAGAAAGAAGUGUCUGCAAAGAGUAAUGGCAAAAUGACAUCUGACUCAGGGGCAAUAAAGGGUGAGAUUGCUCAGAAUAUUUUGCCAUUGUUGCAAAAUAAAGAUUCCAAAACACAGAAUGUGCUUCCUCAGCCUGAACCAACACUUAAAAAGAUUGCAUCGCAUGAAAUUAAGACAGACAUCCUUUCAAAUAUUGGUAGUAACAUCGAGUUGGUUUCAAAUGAAGCAAAAGUGGAGAUUGACCUAACUUUACAACAGAACACGUCUCUACUACAAAGUAAUGACAGUGCACUAAAAGUGACAAUAGCACCAGAGGCUGAAGUUAAUAACAAAGUAUCUGCAAAAAGUUGUAAUGAAUUGAAUACUUUGACCAGUGAUGACUUCAUCCCACCUAUGCAAAAAAGGAUGGUUGGUAUGCAAGAUGGAGAGAGCAAAAUAAAAGACAUAGAAGUUGGUUAUUUAGAGACCUUUCCCAUAGCAUCGGAAGUGAGGAAUGUUGUCACAGAAAGUAGUGCUAAUGACAUAAACACUGGUUCCACUGCAACAGGAGUGCUUUCCCUGCCUGUAGAGCAACACACAUCUGUAUUGGAAGAUAGAAACUUUGAAAUAAGAGAGGAAGUCUUGACCCAGAGCCGAGAAACAGCUGAGAGCGCUGGGUCCAAAAUGAGUAAGAAUUCUUCUAUAAUUGAGCAAAAGCCUAGUUCAGAGACUGCAAUAAAUAAUUUUGGUCUACCUAUAUUAUCAAGCACACCUAAAGUGCAGCAUAAAGAGAUGGAACCAAGGAGAGCAGUAUCAUCUUCAAAUGUAGAGGCAUCAGCAGGAAACCUAUCCAGAGCAGAAGAUGCCCAAUCAGCAAACUUCAUUGAAAAACAUUCUCAGCUAGAUGCAGCAACAAAUGAAUCUUCUCUGUCUGUCCAGAAUGUAGAAGAAUCACAACCCCAGGAGGUUAUUGUUCAGACGCCUUCUAUAGUUGAAGAUAUGUGGAACACUCAAGCAACUGUCAAAACAAAUGUAGACCUGACUGCAUCAGCAAAUGGCUUUGCAUCAUCAGUAGAGCAAACAACCUCCAAAUCUGAGGAGGAAAGAGGAUUUAAUUUUUCAUUCAGUGAAGGAAGUAGUUUAGACAGCUCUUCUGAUAUGGAUAGCUUUACAGAAACAAUUCGGAAAUAUGGCAAUCCCAUUCAAUUGCCUCAAAAGAGGCAACGAGUUCCUAAAGUGCCUUCACUGCCACCAUUCGCUAUGCCACCAAUCCAAGAAGACCAUAUAUCACCAAAAAAGGAGAAAAAAUUUGAUCCAAGUUCAUUCAAAUUUGGUUUAAUGAAAAAUAAACAUAAAAGUGAUCCACCUUCCUCUCUCUUCAAAAUGCACCAAAUUGAAACAAAGUCCAAAGUAGUCAAACGUGUAUCUGCAGAACAGAGCUUGCUUUUUAAAUCUCUUGCAAAUAAAAGCUCACGUUUGAGUUUACCAAAACAGCAAAAGGCAGAAAGUGAUCUUGCUUCUGAAUCAAGCAGUAAAAGAUCACGUUUAGAGAUUGAUGAGGUAACUGCUCAAAAUUGCAAGCCAUCAACUGAACAUGUGUUAGAAUCUGCUGAUCUCACACCAUCAUUAUCAAAAAAUAAUGUUAUUCAAGAAUUUCAAUUUGAUUCGUCAAAUUCAACUUUUCCUGAAACCCAGUUGCCAAGCUUUAUGGAAAACUAUUUGAAAUCUAACCUUUCUGAGAUAGAAAAGAAACCGACUGAGUCAGAACAACAAACAGAAAAUGGAUUAACUAUCCUUGACUUAAAACAAAAUUUCUUGGAAAAUAGUUCAGAUGUUACAAACACAUGUACAAUUGACAGUACAUUUGCAUUACAAGGAUCAAGCAUGAUAGAUGGCAAUCAAAAUGCCUCAAGUAUAUUUGGUACAGACAUAUUCACUCCCAAGUCAGUAUUGACUAAUCUUCCAGAAGUUGGGAUACCCGGAAGAAGAGAGUCGUCGUUAAAUUCUAGACCUGGAAAGAUUGUCAUCUAUAAUCAGCGCAGUGUAAAUGGAGAAGCUAUUGAAGUCUUCCAUGAUGUUGAAGAUGCUACCUCUUGGCAGCUCCCCUCUGAAAUUUCCAUUCGGGUAGUAAGAGGCUGUUGGAUCCUUUAUCAAAAGCCUAACUUUGAAGGUGAUAAAAUUGCAUUGGAAGAAGGUUUCUUAAAUCUUACAGAUAUUUGGGGAAAGGAGUUGGCUGAAGACGCAUGUGAUGAUACAUUAACAUCUACCCCUAAUGAAUGUUCGAUUGGCUCUUUAAGAAGAAUAGUCAAGAAGUGGGGUUUACCAGAAAUAGAUUUAUGCACAGAACUAGAUGGUCUGGGAAGGAAAACAACAUACAUUGAUGACAUGGAAGAAGUAGAAACAUAUGGGAUUGUGGAGCCAACAUUAUCUAUUGAAGUAUAUUCGGGCACUUGGAUUCUAUUUGAAGAGCCUUUCUAUCAAGGAAAUUCUUACAUUGUGGAACCUGGUCAAUAUCCUUCUCCAGAAUCUUGGCAUGCAGUGAAUCCAUUCAUCAGCUCACUCAAACCAUUGAAAAUGGGCCCAUUGCAAGUGGAAAAGCUUAAUGACAACAGAGUUAUUGUGUAUGAAAAGCCUUUCUUUGAAGGCAAACAGCUGGAACUCAAAACAGAUGUAUUCAGCUUUGUUGAAGGAGUUGAAGAAUCAGCUUUGUGCCACACUUAUCCAUUCACAAACGUUGGCUCGAUGAAAGUUUUAGGAGGAUUUUGGGUUGGUUAUGAGAAGCCUGGAUUUCAAGGCCAUCAAUAUGUUUUAGAAGAAGGCGAGUACCAAUCAUGGAAUGAAUGGGGAGGCUACAAUGAACACCUUCAAUCUUUGCGCUUUAUCCAGAUCUUUGCCUUUCCGCUUAACUACGCUUUGACAGCAUACUUGGACAAAGAAUCAGAGAACAUGUCCUCUCCUGUCAUGAUAAUGUAUCGUGAAGCAAAUUUCUCUGAGAAAGUUGGAAAUAUUGAAGUAGUGGGACCCAUCCCAGAUUUGCAUGAUACUGAUUAUGGGUUGAGGACAGAAUCUAUAAAUGUGCUGAGUGGAAUCUGGGUUGCGUAUGAGAAUACUGACUAUACAGGCGAACAGUAUGUUCUGGAAAAAGGACUGUACAGUAGCUUUGAAGAUUGGGGAGCGAUAAAUUCCAAAAUCUCCUCCGUUCAACCUGUUUUCUUGGAUUUGGAGGACAAUGAACUUUCUAAGUUCAAGGUGCAAUUUUUUACGGACCCUGAAUUUCAAGGAAAUGCACAGACAUUUGACAUGAACACAGCCCAAUUUCCAGAUGGUUUCUCACCCAAGUCCUGCAAAGUUCAAUCUGGCAGCUGGGUGGCUUAUGACGCUGAGAAUUUCACUGGUAACCAAUAUGUACUCGAGGAGGAAACUUAUCCUGAUUUGAUCAUGAUGGGAUGUACAAAGGGUGACUGUAUAAAAUCUGUGAAGAGGGUAGAUUUUUGCUUCUCCAUUCCAGGGAUAAUUCUCUUUGCACGGGAGAAAUUUCAAGGAAAGAAAAUUGAAUUGGUUUCAGAAAUGCAGAAUCUGGCAUUGCAAGGAUACAAUAAUCACAUUUUUUCUGUCAAAGUUAAUGGUGGCACAUGGGUGGUUUAUGAACGCAGCAACUAUCAAGGACGUCAAAUUUUGCUACAGCCCUGUCAGAUACCCAACUGGCAUCAACACACUGGAUGGCACAGGAUUGGUUCUCUACGUCCUUUGCCUCAGAGACGAGUGUAUUUUAGGAUACGAAACCGAGGUACUGGAACAUUCAUGACGUUUACUGGAGACUUGAAUGAAAUCCACAUGGUACGCGUGCAAGCUUUGGACAGCACAGGAAUGGAUGACCAAAUGUGGUUCUAUCAGGACGGAUUUAUCAAAACCAAGAUGGCAGACGAUUGCUGCAUGGAUGUGAUUGGAAACUUUCUCGGUCCAAGUUCAAGGUUAGGAAUCUCGAUACAGGACAGCAAAGACGUUCAUAUCUGGAACAUCAGUUCAGAUGGAGUCAUACGGAGUGGAAUAAGGACUGAUCUAGUUAUUGAUAUAAAAGGCGGUCAACAUUACGACCAGAAUCAAACCAUUCUCAGCAGACUUGAUGAAGUUCAACAAACACAAAGAUGGGAUCUGGAAAUCCUUUGAUUCAUUCCAAGCAGAAACAGGAAAUCAAAAUAUUUGAGGCACUUUUGAAAUAUUGUAAACCUCUUCAUUUUACUACUGGAAGUGCAAUGUUUCACUUCUAAGUGAAUUCCAGGCAUAGUAAAUUGGAAUUCAGGGCAAGACUGGUAGAAAGGUCAUCUCAAUUAAAUGUUUAUUUCUAAGCAAGUACUGCUCACUAUGCAACAUAACCAGAUCUGAUGUAGAGUCUUAGGUCUUUAUCAUUUUUCAAGAUUAGUUCAUAUAUUGGCAGCAGGGCCUGGUUGUUGUUGUUUCAGUAUUGAAUGUAAAUGCUUUGAAAUCCUCCUUUAGAUUAAAAGAAACAGAUAUUUAUACUUGACAAAUAUUGUGCUCACUCUACAGUUUUAUUGAACAUCAGAAGGCUUGUUUAUUAUUUGGGUUUAAUGUCCUCUAUUUUUUAGUGAUGCAGCACAUUAGAAUUGUUGAAAUAUGUCAUAUUCGAUUCCAUUCAUUUCAAAGGAGUUUUUCACACAGUGGUCAAAUAAGAUUGAAUAUCAAUCACUUUGAAUGCCAUAAUUAACAUAAAUGGUAGCAUCUACAUUUCAGAGUAUUGUAUAUUUUGCUAUUCUUGGUUGGAAGGUCAGAAGAUAAAAUGUUGGUAAACAGGUUACUGUUUCAUUGCACCAUGACGUCCUUGGCAGAUGAGCUGAAUUACUUCAUGUAGCAAGCACUAUGCUGCUGUCUUCCAAUUUGUUCAAAACAUUAAAGUACAAAACAUUUAGUUGGACAAUUGUGCUCUCAGCUUUUGAAUCAAUUAACAAGUCAAUUCAUUUUAGUUUCAAUUUAAGAACUAUCCUUUAAAAUGGUGUUGCUCCCAGAUGGAGUUCCUGAUUUUAAUUUAGAGUUUUGAAUUACUGCCAAUAUGUGUAGUGUUUGCAUUAGGAACACAAAAAUUUAAAAGCAAAACAUUCCAAAGAACUACCUGACAACAGGUCUAAUUGAAAACAAUGGUAGCAUUGGUGUUAGAUCACUUCUGCUUGUGUCACACACUGAGACAUCUUACUGGCAGGGCAGGAUUGUUUUCUGUUGGGGAAUCAGGAGAUGUUUAUAAACAGCUGUUUUGUUUGAUAAUUGUGUCAAGGAUUGUAAUCUGCAUCGGUUGUAGCAAUUUGUAAUUUGAGAACUUUUUUAACCUUUUAAUUGAUCACGCUAAGUACACAGAACUUCUAAUGUCUAUCAGAUGCUUUAAUGGCAGUUUGAGGUAAUGGGAAUAACUUGAGAACUGUACCAGUAUGGUGGUAUAGUUUUAAUCUGAGAUUUAAUGCUGUCUAACUUUACCUAUGUUACCCCGAUUCCUUGCUUUCACCAGCUGAACUAUUGUUACACUAGCGCUUGACAAUUGUUUUCAUGGACAGUGUUUUAUUACCCCUUUUACUAUCUACAACAGCUGAACUACUGUAUUCGUUCAAGGUACUGAAUCAUGUAUAUGUAACAACUUUAAAUAAAAUGUACAACGUUUCGAGUUAA